This is a messenger RNA of Tupaia belangeri chinensis (Chinese tree shrew), 1878 nucleotides long. RefSeq names its product transmembrane protein 151B (gene TMEM151B). The record is from RefSeq and is a predicted model, not a curated record. Lineage: Eukaryota; Metazoa; Chordata; Mammalia; Scandentia; Tupaiidae. The transcript has 3 exons. The annotation marks the transcript as partial.
CUCUCUGCCUCCGCGUCUCUCUGCACACUCCUGUGUUGGCAUUUCCGCCCCUUCUCCUGUUCUCAUGGCUCGCCCCGGGUCACUUCUGUGUUUAUCCCUGGCCCUCGGCUCCCAUCUCGGUCUCGUUUCCCCUCCACUCUCCCGUGCCUCUGCCUGUCAUCUCUGGUGCUGGCCUCUGCCUCUCCAUCCCCACAUCCAUGUCUGUGCUGGGUCCUUCCCACCGUGUCUCACUCCCACUCAUCUCGGCCGCCUCUGUGCCCGUCUAAGCAGCAGCGUCCCAUCCAGCCCUCUUUCACCAAGUCCCUCUGCCGUGAGUCCCACUGGAAGUGCCUCCUGCUCUCGCUGCUCAUGUACGGCUGCCUGGGGGCAGUGGCCUGGUGCCAUGUCACCACGGUGACCCGCCUCACCUUCAGCAGCGCCUACCAGGGCAACAGCCUCAUGUACCAUGACAGCCCCUGCUCCAACGGCUACGUCUACAUCCCCCUGGCCUUUCUGCUCAUGUUGUACGCUGUCUACCUGGUGGAGUGCUGGCACUGCCAAGCCCGCCAUGAGCUACAGCACCGCGUCGACGUGAGCAGUGUGCGGGAGCGCGUGGGACGCAUGCAGCAGGCCACGCCCUGCAUCUGGUGGAAGGCCAUCAGCUACCACUAUGUCCGCCGCACUCGGCAAGUCACCCGAUACCGCAAUGGAGACGCCUACACCACCACCCAGGUCUACCAUGAGCGCGUCAACACGCACGUGGCAGAGGCUGAGUUUGACUAUGCGCGCUGCGGUGUCCGCGACGUGUCCAAGGCGCUGGUGGGGCUGGAGGGCGCACCGGCCACGCGGCUGCGCUUCACCAAGUGCUUCAGCUUCGCCAGCGUGGAGGCCGAGAACGCGUACCUGUGCCAGCGCGCGCGCUUCUUCGCCGAGAACGAGGGCCUGGACGACUACAUGGAGGCGCGUGAGGGCAUGCACCUCAAGAAUGUGGACUUCCGCGAGUUCAUGGUGGCCUUCCCGGACCCGACCAGGCCGCCGUGGUACGCCUGCUCAUCGGCCUUCUGGGCCGCGGCGCUGCUCACGCUGUCGUGGCCGCUGCGCGUGCUGGCCGAGUACCGUACGGCCUAUGCGCACUACCACGUGGAGAAGCUCUUCGGCCUGGAGGGCCCAGGCUCCGCGGCGAGCAGUGCAGGCGGCGGCCUAAGCCCCAGCGACGAGCUGCUGCCCCCGCUCACCCAUCGCCUGCCGCGGGUCAACACGGUGGACAGCACGGAGCUCGAGUGGCACAUCCGCUCCAACCAGCAGCUGGUGCCCAGCUACUCGGAGGCGGUGCUCAUGGACCUGGCGGGGCUGGGGGCGCGCUGCGGCGGGGCGGCGGGCGGCGGCUACGCGCCCACGUGCCGCUACGGUGGGGGGAGCGUCAACGAGGCCAGCUGCCCCACGGAGCAGACGCGGCUGUCCAGCCAGGCCAGCAUGGGGGACGACGAGGAUGACGACGAGGAGGAGGCCGGGCCGCCGCCGCCCUACCACGACGCCCUCUACUUCCCGGUCCUCAUCGUCCACCGGCAGGUGGGGUGUCUGGGUCACAGCCACCGGCCCCUGCAUCGCCAUGGCUCCUGCGUAGAGACCUCACUGUGACCUCUGGCCCCUGGAGAGGCCCGCGCCGUCCUCCUCCUGCCCCUCGCCGGACUGUGCUCCCUGCGUGUAGCAGGGGGAGUCACGGUGGUGACAGGCUGUGCUGGGUGCGGUGGGGGGAAGGGGAGGGCGCGAGAGACCCCCCCCCAUCUUCCCUGUUCGUAAGGAGACAGGGUGGGAAGGAGUGGGCAGCUCCCCAAGUACCCCACCCUGGCAGAGACGUCUCUUCCAGCCCAUCCCUGAGUUCCUGAGGGGACACCCCAU